UGGGUGGAGGAGAGGACUCGCCAUAACUUCGUGUUCUCUCGCCUGUCGAGGGGUUUCGGCAGACUUUUUGGGGCCGGUUUCCACCUUGUCGAGUGUCGGCUGAGGAGUGUCGCUGGGUUGGGGGACCCCUGGUUUCUGGGACAUCGGACAACCUGCCAUCCAUCCAAUGUGCGUAAAACGGCUCUAUUUCCUCGCCGUCCUGUCCGGACUCGCAGCUUCAGGUGUGCUGCGGGUCAGCGGGAUGCGUGUGUACACGUCUGGAGAGGUGGAGGCGGUCAACGGGACGGAUGUUCGUCUCAAGUGCACCUUCCAGAGCUCCGCCACCAUCAACCCCAAAACUAUCACUGUCUCCUGGAGCUUCAGGCCCCUCGCACCUGGUCGAGAGGAGUCGGUCUUCUACUUCCACGAUCGACCCUACCCGCCUACAGAGGGCCGUUUCAGGAAGCGUGCACUGUGGGCUGGUGACAUCAUGGGCCGCGACGCCUCCAUCAUCAUUCGAGAAGUCAAGUUCACCUACAAUGGAACCUUCAGCUGCCAGGUCAAGAACCCGCCGGACGUCCACGGCAACGCUGGAGAGGUUCGACUGCGUGUUGUCACCACAGCCUCUUUCUCUGAGCUUCUGCUUCUGGCAUUGGCCAUCGGGGGCGCUAUUGCCGUUGUGGUCAUCAUCCUCAUCAUCAUCGUGUCCUGCCGGAGGUGCAGGAGGAGGAGGGAGAGGCAGGAAAUCAACGAGGAGGCUCCGCGCAAAGAAAGAAAAGACCCUACCGCGUGCCACCCAUCGAGGGCCGUACAUCUCUACGUAUCACAGACGUCCAUAGAGAUUGACAGUUCAGAUGGCAUGAUCUCAGAGGCCAGCACCAAAGACCCCAGCUCCUCAGAGGAGGAGGAAAGGAGCUCAGAUGAGGAUUGCGGUGGGGAUUCUGACUGAGGAGGAGGGGACAGACAGAGAGAUGGAAACAAAAGCAGCCAGGCAGCUUGCUGGAAGGACACAUAGACGACACAGCAGGAUUAAGUUCUGUGGUUUUGUCGAGAGGUGAAAUAAAUGAAGAGAGCCUUGCUGGUGUUCAACAUCACAUGCUGAACACAAGUACUUCGCUUGUGAGUGAGAGGAGAAUGGAAGGAAAGUUCCAUUUCAAAUUUCCAAUCGAAGCUUUUAAUGAUCAUCAAGGCUUUCAAAGUGGAAGAACAAAUGUGAGAGGCUUUACUUUGAGGAUGUCUACUCCCUAAGACAGUACUAUUUAUGCAAAGGGAAAAAAUAUGGGACUUUUCAAAUGAGAAGCAUUGGCAUCCCAAUGCUGGCAGUUCAUGUUUGCCCUCUAUUAAUGACAUACGUGACUACUAUCUUGAUGGGAACAUGGGACAAUUCGUGUGAAAUAUUUGUCAAAUGCUUUUGUCAUGGACUUUGUUAGGUAUAGGAAGGCAAGACAACGGCAGGUACAACAUUAACCAAGGAGACCGUUGUCCAGCCAGCGUCGUACAGCAGCUUAUUAUGUGACCUCUAGUGGUCCUGUAAAUAAUGACACUGUGAUGUAGAACUAAGGGAGCAAGAAAAUCCAUGGAAGGAGUUUGGUGGGAUGGCAGAUUGGUGAACUAACACCACUUUCACUAAGUCAACCCGGGUUCAAAUCCACAUCAGAGCUCUGUUCAUUUUUAGGUAAUUAAUGUUAGCCUAACCUUAACCAUUAUGACAAAUCUUUCCCUAACCUUAACAAUAACCUUUUCCUAACCUUAACCAAGUAUUUUUAGUGGCUAGAGAGCUAGCUAGUGGGAUGUUUGUGGGUCGUAUUGGAGACACUUCUGGGGGUCGUCUUAAUAGAGGGUUGGAACAAACAACCUAUGUAGUCCGAUGGGUUGGACGACUUGUUGCAACCAAGAUAUCAGCAUGUAGGAACCAGUUACAGUGAAUAAGAAGGGUGAUCUGUUUACCUGUCCUAAUGAGGCACCUUUGUAAGAACCUAACUUGCCUACAUGACCAUUGUAGAAUCUAUGAUUGUCUCAGAUACCGAGUGUACAACUGAAAGAACUAAAGAAUAACAUAGGGGUCUUACAUUUCGAUCACUUGUGGAAGAUAUCAUAAUACCGUCUAAUCUGCAAGCAGGCACUGAAAGAAGUCUUACUAUCUGACUCUAGGCUUUGGCACUCAAAAACUAUAAGAUUCUUGAAUGAGCUUGUGUGUCAUUAUCUCUGUUUAAAGGCCAAAUUCUUGAUAAGGGAACAUCUGCUUGCAUGCAGCUGUUCUUAGUGUCUGGGGAGUGUGAGAGUCCCAACAGAAGCACACAGUCAGAUCUGAAAACCCUUUGAUUGCAAAAAUGUCCUUGAGACCUUAUUUCCUCUCCAAGCAUUCAUGAAUGCAUCACACCUACUAACAAAUGACUGUACUAGAUGCCAUUCCUCCUUCUUUUGGCAGAAUUGUGUACUUGUGACGUAAAACUGAGCAAUGUGUUUUCCGUGUUUUGUUCUGUUUUUUUUUCUUUUUUUUAUUAGAAAUUGCCAGAAGUAUUUUAUGCUGUCGUUUUGAACUUAAGUGUCAGAGUAUAUGUUUGUGUAUGUUAUAGAAGUUUUAUAAAGUGAUUUUCUAAUAAAAAUGCCUUUAAA
This is a messenger RNA of Myripristis murdjan (pinecone soldierfish), 2595 nucleotides long. Its product is annotated as myelin protein zero-like protein 2. The transcript is spliced from 5 exons. Bases 167 to 928 code for a protein of 253 amino acids. Lineage: Eukaryota; Metazoa; Chordata; Actinopteri; Holocentriformes; Holocentridae. The record is from RefSeq and is a predicted model, not a curated record. Gene Ontology annotation, cellular component: plasma membrane. Gene Ontology annotation, biological process: cell-cell adhesion.